UUUGCUUUUUAAAUAUUGAUUUUGAUCAGACCAGUUUUUAAAAAUUGGCUAUGUCUCUUAAAUAGAUAAAAAAUUUGUUAGCUUUAGAACUAAACAUAGGAGCUAAUUCAGAGGGCACCUUCAGUGAAUUGGGAUAAUAAUAUUUACUUGUUAAGUCAAAUUUUAUUUACUUAGGACUAAAUUUAAGAGGUCUAUAUUUUACAAAUGAAAACAUAAAACAACUGGCUUUAUGUUUAAAGUAAUGUAAACUAAGAAAACUACAACUUAAAUUUGGAUGGUAUAUGCAAAAAUAUAAUUUAAGAUUUAAUUUUAAUUAAAUAUUAUGA
This is a messenger RNA of Tetrahymena thermophila SB210, 326 nucleotides long. RefSeq lists its product as hypothetical. The record is from RefSeq and is a predicted model, not a curated record. The annotation marks the transcript as partial. The transcript is spliced from 3 exons. Lineage: Eukaryota; Ciliophora; Oligohymenophorea; Hymenostomatida; Tetrahymenidae.